Messenger RNA from Australozyma saopauloensis, 1077 nucleotides. It is a transcript of the gene DCC1, whose product is annotated as Dcc1p. Bases 1 to 1077 code for a protein of 358 amino acids. NCBI's taxonomy places the organism in Eukaryota, Fungi, Ascomycota, Pichiomycetes, Serinales, Metschnikowiaceae. Gene Ontology annotation, biological process: maintenance of mitotic sister chromatid cohesion; mitotic sister chromatid cohesion. Gene Ontology annotation, cellular component: chromatin; chromosome, centromeric region; Ctf18 RFC-like complex. The record is from RefSeq and is a predicted model, not a curated record. The transcript has a single exon.
AUGUCUUUCUCUGUCUACAGCCAAAUUGGCGGCUCAGAUGACCACAAAUACAAGCUCAUGCAGCUCCCGAAGGAGUUGCUCGAGUACUUGAAAACGCCGGAUAACGUUUUGGAAUUCAAGCUGCCGCUGUCAAGGAAAAACCACUUGGUUCUUUGUACCGAGUCCGAAACCUACACAGUCAGACAAAUGAACCAUUCGAACACACAACUCGUUGUCGAGGAUUUGCAAGUUCCUGCCGUCGGUCGGAAAUUGAUGGGUCUGGGUCCCGAUUCCUCCAGUAGUCUUCUUGCUGUUGGUCUGUGCUCGUAUCUAUACGAGCUUACACCUUCACUGGGCGAAAUUGAGACCGCCGGGUUGCCGCUCUACGAUGGUACAGCAGAGCUGCUUGUCGGGUCCGUACCUCUCUCUGUGGAAUCAUUGAUGCAGAGCUCGCCAAUCGCCCGCACAUGUUUCCAGUCUCAAUGGCAUGCGCUUUGUGGAAGUGAGAUCGAUGGUAUCGCGGUGAUUUUAUCUCCGGACUUUGUCACGAACGUGCUUUAUACGAUCAUUGCGGUGGCAAUUGCUGAAAAGUGGUCGAGCUUCACUUUAGAGGAAAUGGCGCCUCGCUUGGCCAGUGAGAAUAGUAAAUUUACUCGGCUGGUACUAGAAACAAUUGCCGGGAAAUUUUGUGAAUGCAAGGACAAUGAGCUAUCUUUAAAUAGACCCGAGAUUGCCAAAUGGUUUGGAAUCAUGUCGUUGAAAAAGUUGGCGACCGCUACUAGCGACAAGGACCUACUACUACAAUGGAAGUCGAGUCUCCCGCCCUUUUUCAAUGCGCUGUUGGACUUGAAGGUUCUACGGGGCCACUUCUACAGGCCGUUGGCAGGAAGAUUACAAUAUCUAAAUAAAGAAACGCUUAGUCCGGAGAUCCAUGCCCGGAUCAAGGACAUGUUCAAGAUCACCAAGGAUUGGGACUACGACGAGUUCUUGCCCUACGUGGAGGAGUUCAUUCCCGCAACCAAGAAGGCCGACGCCGUGAUUCUAAAAUAUGCCAAGAAGAAAAGGAUGGGAAAGCUGUUCGUUGUGUGUCCUAGAUGA